Messenger RNA from Tachysurus vachellii, 2277 nucleotides. It is a transcript of the gene gsdmeb, whose product is annotated as gasdermin Eb. Gene Ontology annotation, cellular component: cytoplasm. Gene Ontology annotation, biological process: programmed cell death. The transcript has 10 exons. Lineage: Eukaryota; Metazoa; Chordata; Actinopteri; Siluriformes; Bagridae. Bases 135 to 1583 code for a protein of 482 amino acids. The record is from RefSeq and is a predicted model, not a curated record.
GAGCUCAGGUUUAAAAGAUUCCCCCUAGAGAAAGUAGAGUAACACACACACAUUCACUGGAAGUUAUCGUAGAUGAUUAUCCUCACUACGUUUUUUUUUUUUUUUUUUUUUUUUAUCACAUCGACGAUAAUACGAUGUUUUCUAAAGCAACCAGGAAAUUUGUGAAUGAGAUUGACCCUGACGGCUGUUUAAUCCCCGUUUCCCGGAUAAAUGAAUCAGAUAAUCUGAGUGUUGUUUCGGUGGUAAUCAAGCGGAAUCCGUCCUGGUUCUGGCAGCAACCCAAGUACAUUCCCACAGACUUCACCUUGAACGACGUCCUACUUGGGGAAGAUCCUAUAGAACCAGUUCUCAUUGAAACAGACUUUUUAAAAUAUAAUGGUACAGUUGAAAACAGUGAGGCUGGAAAUGCUGAAGCAAGUUUCGGCCCUGCAAAUGUGAAUGUCACAGGAAAAGGAUUACGCAAACUGGCAUCCUCAUUUGGGAGCCUUACGAAGCAAGAAGUGGAUGUUCAGAAACUUAUAUGUUACACUAAAAAUAGAUGUCUGGAUUUACAGCACUCCCUGUUGAAGCAGGUACUGCAGCAGAGGCACAAGGUGUUCGCGCUGGUCAAGGAGCGAAUCAUAACCACACAGACCUGCACAGUUACUGAAACAGUUCAGGGAGAAGGAAGCUGCUCAUCCUUUCUUGGAUUCACUGUUCCCAAGAAGAUUCAGGUUUCGGUAAAGAAUGGCAGCCUUCAUUCUGACAGCAAAGUUUCACUAGAAAUCCCAGCUAAAACAGCCCUGGCUUACAGUUUAAUGGAACUCAACGUGAAGAGUACCGGUGAAUUUGAGCUGUGCCUGCUGCCAGACACCUAUGGACACAUUGAAAUAGAUGGCUUGAACAGUGCAAAUGCAACACUGCUCAACACCAUGCCAACUGAAUCACCAGUCCAAAAGCUACAGCAAGAAUGGAAUAAGUUGCAGAUAGAUUUUGAGGUGCUUUCAGGACUCCCUGUCAGCACACGCUCACUUCUCUUACAGCAAAUCACUCUUCUCCUGAAGGACAAGGCAGCCAUCAGUACCCUGGACUUUGCACUGAGGGAUUUGCUUGAAGGUAGGAAACCUGAUCUGUCCUCACUGGACAAUGUGCCCUCUCUGAAAAAAGCAGCACAGACUACACUGGAGUUGUUCAAAGAGACAGAAUGUGCAGGCCAUGGGCCUUUGGAAAGAGUCACCAUUGAACAACAUUUAGAGCCGUCUACCCUCACUGCCAUCAACAUCCUCACCAAUGCAUUAGAGAAGAUGACUGAAUCAACCUUGAGUUUGCUCGAGUCCUGCUGUAGUCGCACCACCAUACAGGCACUGCAGCAGCUGGUGCAAAAUGUUCUGGGAAAUACAGAGUGCUCCCUGAAGGAUAGCACUUUGGCCCCAUUGGCUGAAAAGGACACUUAUAGUAAAGUACAAGAGCUGUUUGGGUCUUCUAAUGUGUUGCUGUCCAAAGAGGAGGAAUUAAUCCAAGUUCAAAUCAGCAACCAGCAAGAGGAUAUUUCUCUAAUUCUGUUCAUUGCCAUCUUUGGUUUGGCCUUAUUAUCAACCGACUAAGUGUGAGGACGGACAGACUGUGGAAAACAGAAGAAUAAUCUCAAUCUCUCUCUUCUUUCUGUUUCUUUCUUUCUUAGAGUGGAAUAAGUGUGUUUGUGUGUGUGUAUAUAUAUAUAUAUAUAUAUAUAUAUAUAUAUAUAUAUAUAUAUAUACACACAUUAUAUACGUAUAAUAUAUACAGUAUAUACACAUACACACACACACAUAUAUUCUCCUUGUAAAUAUAAGUGCAGGGUAUACUUUAUUUUAUCCCAAGACUACUUCAAAAAGUGAGAGGAAGCUACUGAACAAAAUUUGUUUCAGACAUUUGAGCUUGUCCCUGUUUAGACCAUUUCCAAAAUCUCAACCGUUCACAUCUGCUGCUUAAGGUGAUAAUGUCACAUUCCUCUUUUGCUGACUGCAGGGCACAAACCCAAUUUAACCACUCCAUAAAGAUAAUAAAGUAAUUUAAAGCAGCAGGCAUGGGUUUAGAUGAAAAAACACCAGCACAACCAAAAUAUUUUUAUUUCUUACAUAUUUACAUCCUUUAUAUGUCUCAUGAAUUGCUCAAUGAGAUCAGGUAUGAUUUCAGUGAUGAUAGAGGAAAAACAUGACACAAAACAUGCCUAUUUUUUAUUAUUUACCAUUAAAUUGUAUUGCCACUUCUCAUAUUCUUUGAAAAUGUAUUAAUAAAUAAAAUGUAUUUUUUCCAUGA